CCAGGGGGAACACGUCCCCUUACCAUAUGGACAUUAUCUGCUUCCCCUGUCGAGCCUUUCGUUACUACAGGUGGUUACUGGAGUCUGUGCAUAUUCGAUUGCAAGCUAUGGCGCACAUCGUCCCGGCGCCGGCUCUCCGCACCUCCGUCACACGUCUGGAGCUUCGCGCUCGUAGCAACAGCACGCAAGACUCAACUGCGCAGGUGAGGAGCCUCCCAACGAACCAGGUAUCGCGAAUUGUUUCCCAGAAUUUGCUUAGCUCUGCGGCUGAGUUUAGAGCGUUCGUGAGUAGCAGAGGGAGUGUUGGUGAUGGAGUGAGACGCUCCAGAGGGGCCGGAGUGUUUGAAGUUCGCGCAAAGAUUGAGGUAGACCCGAAGCUCGGUGUGUCGGUGUAUAAACCCGCAUCUUACGAGACUUUGGUUGCUGACGCUGCGAAGUCACUCAGCUAUGGCCUGGAAGAUGGUUUGAAACGGCUUGAAAUUGACUUUCCGCCGCUGCCGAGUUCGGUGUCUGGAUACAAGGGCGCGUCGGAUGAGUUUAUUAAUGCUAAUAUUCAGCUCGCUCUGGCGCUCGCGCGCAAAGUCCAUGAACUCCGUGGAAUUUCCUGUCGCCUAGUUUUUCCUGACAAACCGGAGAAGCGGAAGGCGGUGAGGUCUUUUGGAUCGGCCAUUGAGAUGACAGGCUGUGUCUCUGUGGGAUGCCUUGACGACGUGCCCGGUGGCGCGGGAAAAUCCCUCUGGGGAAGCGUCCGGAAUGCUUUUGAUUUUGAUUUUGGCGAAGAUGUUGAAGGAAAGUUUGAGUCGUCCCAGGAGCCCGGAUUGUGCAUAGUUUUGAAUUGCAGCACGGCGGAGCUUCCGGCCGUUGAGGAGUACGUGAAUUGCUUCUGCAAAGAUACUCCCGUUGUGCUUUUCAACCUUGAGACCGACACCCUGCGUGCCGACCUUGGAUUACUUGGAUUCCCUCCCAAAGAUUUGCAUUAUCGCUUCCUGGCGCAGUUCCUACCUGUAUUCUAUGUUCGGAUCCGAGAUUACUCAAAGAGUGUCAAUGUAGCACCAUUCAUCCUAAAUUACAGUGGAGCAUUGCUUCGAAUGUAUCCCGGACCAUGGCAGGUAAUGCUUAAGCAAACAGAUGGAUCGUAUGCCUGCGUGGCUGAGGCGCCAGAAAGGUUCACUCUUGGACAAACAAAAGAGGAAUUGCUAAUCUCGUUAGGAUUACAGGAAGUAGCUGGCAGCACCAUGGAGUUCCUGCGUAGAGGAUACAAGACAGCGACGUGGUGGGAAGAAGACACGGAAGAGGAAGAAUCCGCUGCGUGGAGGUCUUAAUAAUUUUCUGCACCAGCUCGUCGAUUUUGCACCGAUGCAAGCUUAGCGUUCUGAGCCUUAUUCAGUAGGUGUUGAGUGUCGCUGUAUUAUAGGUAGCCGCUCGUAGUGAAUAGAUUGUUUGAAUGGCUUACGAAGUGGAAGUGAUCUGCAGAGUAUUAUCGAUUUAAUCUACAAAAAUAUUUAACUAUCAUCAUUUUCAUGAUGUAAACUUGGUAAACGAGAGUAGGAGACAUGAUGUUUCACGUUGUACUGUACCCUUCAAGAAAUGAGAAAAGAGAGAUUGCACCUCGGCACUUUGUAGAUUAUUUCCACA
Molecule: messenger RNA, 1635 nt
Organism: Physcomitrium patens
Lineage: Eukaryota; Viridiplantae; Streptophyta; Bryopsida; Funariales; Funariaceae
Product: protein LPA3
Source: RefSeq, a predicted model, not a curated record